Cantharellus anzutake is the source of this 3851-nucleotide messenger RNA. RefSeq names its product TIP120-domain-containing protein. NCBI's taxonomy places the organism in Eukaryota, Fungi, Basidiomycota, Agaricomycetes, Cantharellales, Hydnaceae. The transcript has 16 exons. The coding region runs from base 62 to 3694 and encodes 1210 amino acids. The record is from RefSeq and is a predicted model, not a curated record. Gene Ontology annotation, biological process: SCF complex assembly; protein ubiquitination. Gene Ontology annotation, cellular component: nucleus.
CUCUUAUUUAAAAGAGUGGAUCGUGUAGUUAAUCCAUUUGUUGCAGGUGCUACCAUCCGCCAUGGCGCCAGGAAAGCAACCUAUGAUUUCAUCCUUCCUUGCCAAAAUGAAAGACCCCGAUGUGGACUUCAGGUUCAUGGCCUUAAGUGAUCUGACCAAUGCAGCCAUUGAAGAUUCCGCCCUAUUUGGAACUGAUGAGUCUCUUGAAGCUCGUACCGUUGGCGAAGUGCUAAGACUGGUUGAGGACAAGAAUUCCGAAGUAAAAAACCAAGCGGUGAAAUGCUUAGGUCAACUCGUCAAGUGUAUAAGAGAAGCUCAGAUGAACACGGCUGUAGAUAGUCUCAUAGAUUUUAUUGGCGGGAAAGAUGACGAACUUCGAGACAUCGCGGGAUUAGCCCUGAAAACGGUGACUUCCGAGAUACCGCAGGAGGGCAAGAUUGCAGAGAAGACAUGCUCGAAGUUGGGGCCAAAGCUCCUGGUACAAGUCGGCAAGCCUGACACGCCACCGGAGACGGCGAUUGAAAUGCUAUCAAUUCUGUCCAUCUUAGUCACCCGCUUCUCUAUUUACCUGGCUGAUAUCCAUCCAUCACCUAUUGCCACACUUACGCCGCUUCUAGGACAUCCCCGAACCGCCGUCCGGAAACGUGCUGUAGUGGCAUUAGCACAAUUCCUGCCCACGGCAUCCCAGCAAUUAUUUGAUAAUCUCUGGGAAACGACAAUCAAUCCCGCGUUAGAAUUAAAGGCGCCCAUCGACCACCAAAAGAUUAUUGUCUCGAUAUGCCCCCAAAGGAUCGGUCCUGUACUUCAAUCGAUCGUGCCUCCGAUCACGAAUAUCUCGUCUCGCGAUGACGUUGAGCUUCGCGAGGCUUCCCUUCAGUCGUUAGAAACGCUCAUUCUACGUUGCCCAUCCGAGAUCACCCCAUAUCUCCAAGGGAUUAUCAGUGUUGCUAAUUCACUUGUUAAGUAUGAUCCAAAUUACGCCGCAGAAGAUAACGAGGACGAAGAGAUGCAGGAUGUAGAGGAUGAUGAGAAUGGGGAUGAUCUUGGCGACGCAUAUUCGGAUGAAGAAGAGACUUCCUAUAAAGUCCGAAGAUCAGCUACCAAGUUGUUGGCAGCCAUCAUUGGCACACGCCCAGACAUGCUGUUAACUGUCUACCGGGACGUCUCCCCAGUCUUAAUCUCGAGAUUUGGCGAUCGCGAGGAGACUGUCCGUUUGGAGUUAUGGUCUACUUAUACCUUAUUGCUCCGUCAGACUGAGGUUCAUGGGGCUGCGAUUCAGACCAGGGACAGCGAAACGCAUGUCAGCCUGAAGCGAAAAAGGGGCGAGGGGAUGGACGUCGAGGAGACCCCGACCAGUUUGCUUAAAGCUCAAACAUCGGCCAUAUGCAACGCACUGAUCAAGCAAAUCCAUUCUAAGGCUUCGGCUUUAUGCCUUCAAACUGGAUUUACCCUCUUUCGUGCACUCCUUAAAAUUAACCCGGGAUGCCUUUCGGCACAGACUCCUGCGAUUACCCAAAUCGUUUCCUUCACACUUAAAAGGCCCCCAGGAAACACAUCGUCUGCUCUACAUGUUUCCGUGCUUGGGUUUCUGGACCUGUACUUCUCCACCCAUUCUCCAGCCGUGUUCAAUACGGCACUGAGUGCUCUUUCUCAGCCGCUGGUAUCAGCACUUUCCGAACGAGACCCUCGCAUUUCCGCUGCCGCUUUCCGUUGUUUCGCUACAUUACUUGUGUCCCUGAAACCGUUGCGACCUAAUGACUGGUCGGAAAGUUUAUACACAAAAGUCCUGGAGAAAUUAGAACGCAAUGACACGGAUAUUUCCGUAAGGGAGCUUGCUGAAGUUUGUCUCGCCGAGCUGUGGGUUUGCGCGCCAGAUGUUGUCCGAGGGAAGAGCGGCGCAGAAUGGGCGGCGCUCCGGCGAUUUGGGAGAGCUGAAGGCGCCAUCAAUGUCGUAAAAACGGUGGCAGAACGCGUUAAUAUGACAGAGCUAUGGACUGGGGAGUCCAUAGAAUGGGCACUGGGAAUCAUUCGGAAGGGUUCUCGAACACAGAGAGAUGAUGCUUUUGUAUGUCUCAGAGUGUUACUAUCUAAGUAUGAGAACGGCUAUCCCCCCGGACUUGCCAGCUCCGUGAUGGCUCAAAUUAUCCCGCAUCUCACUCUUGCAGAAUUGUCCCACUUUACAAACAGCGUCUCCGUGAUAACGCAAAUGCUACGUACGUCGCCCCGCAGCGUAUACGGCCCGGUAGAGAAGGAUGUUCUCCCAUUAAUUUAUCCAUCGGUUGUCUCACCCGCUGUGACAGCUACUUUGUUGGACGCAUUGCUCGACUUUCUUGCCGCCCUAGUACAUGCCGACUCACCAAUAGCGAGCAGAGUAGUACAAGGCUUACUGAAUCAUAUCAACGCCUCUACUGGCUCCACUCCUGCAAUCAAUAGCAGCAAAUGUAUCGCUGUUGCAGUUAGAGGUGAACACAGCCUUGCUGUAAGCACCAUCCAAGAUUUUGCUCGCUCGAUUAAGUCUGGUUCUCAAACGAAAGAUGCGCGAUUGGUUCUUAGUCUUCACGUACUGGGCGAAAUUGGACGAUUUGUCGACAUGUCGUCUCAAAAGGAUGUCUUUUCAGAUGCUCUCAAUCUGUUCUCAUCUGACUCUCAGGAUAUCAGGACAGCUGCAGCCUUUACAGUCGGUAACGUCGCAAUUGGGAAUAUUCCAGCAUUUCUUCCUGUGAUAAUCAAGCAAAUUCAGGCAGACGACGAACGGAGAUUGCUGUCUUUACACUCAUUGAAAGAGAUCGUCACGCAUUGCUCAAACUCACAGCUCGAAGGUGUUGCUGAUGCUGUUUGGUCCCCUGUCUUCGAGAACCCUGAGAACUCAGAGGAGGGUACCAGAAAUGUAGCCGCAGCAUGUCUCGGGAAACUGACAACCACAAAUCCGUCGCGGUAUCUUCCCCAGCUCCAGUCCCGCAUACGUGACCCUUCCUGGGUAGUAAGGGCCACCGUCGUUUCCUCUAUUCGCUAUACUUUUGUGGACACCUCGGAAUCAUAUGACGAACUUCUUUCACCCUUGGUUGUUGAUUUCCUAUCGUUGGUCCAGGAUUAUGAUUUAACUGUCCGGAGACUUUCUCUCACUGCGCUCAACGCUGCAGCACGGAACAAGCCCAAACUUAUCAGGGAACACUUGGCCUCAAUUAUGCCUCUCCUAUACCAUGAAACUAAAAUCAAUGAAAACCUCAUCCGUAUUGUAGAAAUGGGCCCGUGGAAACAUCGAGUUGACGAUGGGCUCGAAACUCGUAAGGUCGCAUUCGAGACAAUGUACACCAUCCUGGACACUUGUGUGUCCAACCUUGACCUUCAUCAGUUCUUUACACAUGUUCUGGAAGGUCUCGCGGAUGAGUCUGAUGAGAUCAAGGUUUUAUGUCAUAUGAUGCUUUUCCGACUGUCCCAAGUUGCACCCACAACAGUCCAGCAACGCCUUGACGAAGUCAGUCCGGAACUGGAAGAGACAAUCAAGGGAGCACAGGUGACUAAGGAUACAGUGAAGCAGGAUCUGGAGAGGGCUGGGGAACUUCAACGAAGCGCGCUCAGGGCCAUUGCUGCUCUAAGUCGACUGAGUUCCCCAACCGUGUCCCCGAGGAUGGAGAGAUUGGUCGAAAGCAUCGAGAAAGGAAGAAUGGCCAAGGAAUUCCGCGAACUGUUAUGAUCGUCGAGACUAGCAUUCUAAUAUUACAAAUGUAUCGAGUUAGAACACUUGGAAGUUGAAGUACUACAUAGUUUGAUGAUGUAUGACAUAAUAAAUACUGAAGAGCAUGGUUGUGUGGAUCAACGGGAACCAACGCCGAUAACUGUUUCUUUGCUGU